Pelobates cultripes (western spadefoot toad) is the source of this 219-nucleotide messenger RNA. Lineage: Eukaryota; Metazoa; Chordata; Amphibia; Anura; Pelobatidae. The record is from the annotation of a GenBank genome assembly.
AUGGGACCGGUCACCUCCGCCCUGCGGGACCACAACGUAAACUACCGCUGGGGCUACCCGGCCAAACUUUUAAUUUCUUACCAAGACGCAAUACACCCCGUCAACACAGUGGCGCAAGGUAUCCAGCAGCUGAAAGAAUGGGGACUCCCGAUCCAGAACCUACACCCCACCAAAGCAGCUAAAGUCCCGAGGAUGUCCCCGGAGUGGACAACACAAUGA